AUGCGCCUAAGAAGUAGAAUAUUACCCCAGGCGGGUACCAAAGUUAAAAACGAUGGAGAAUCCCGCCCCGGGCCUACGAGCCCGGGCUGCCCCUCGUACUCUGGGGGGGGCAACGUAUCGCUAAUUGCCCAGUCUCAUACUGUUGCAACACAGUCAAUACAUGAUGAAUCAUCAUCAUGUUAUUCACCACCGUCAUCAGUGAUAUCAUCUGUCAGCUCAUCACCACAAUCCAUUUCAUCAACCCAACAAUUUAGAUCACCCCAUUCAUCAUCUACGUCAUCAUCACAAUCCAUCGGGGAUGUUGCGCAGGAGGCUAUUUCAGCUAAAGUUACUGCGCCCGCCCCAGAUGGACGGCGCACACGUAAAACGUGGUCUAGAGAAAUGAAUAUUUUCAUCAUGCGCCAUUAUUUCAUCCUCACAGACCUUGAAAUAAACACAAAAUCAUACCUCACACAAUUACAUGCACGUUUUAUAUUAGAAUUUCCUGACAUGGCUGAGGUAGGAAAACAAAGAAUAGGGGACCAACGCCGUGCCAUUGUCCAGCGUGGUUUCCUUACAAACCAAGAAAUCCAUAAUAUUAAAGAGGAAGUUAGAGGUUUAUUGCAAAAUACAACAGCACCAGAACAAAAUAAUAUUACAGACUACACCCAAUCACGUAGAAUCAGAUGGACGGAUAAACUAAAUGAAGAAAUUAUGAGAAGUUAUUACCGUUUAACAAAACUUGAAACCGAUCUAACUACAUAUAGGCCACUACUGCAUCAAGAUGUAAUCUCUAAGUGCCCUUCAAUCGCACACCUUUCAGUGCAAAGAAUAGCAGACCAACGCAGAUCCAUCGUCCAUAACAAGCUUUUAUCUACUGAUAAAUUAAACACAAUAAGAGAAGAAAUCAAAAAUGAGCUGAGCACUACGAUAUUACAACUUUCAGACGAAAAUACUACAAUCGAUGGAACGCAAGCAAGUUAUAACUAUCAGACCUCUCAAGUGACACAAACAUUCACUAGUGAACAAAUCCCUGCUACUACACAAACUACCCAAGAUUCACUAAAGCUUCCUUCAGAAUUAACUAAACAAUUAGAAGAACUAUUUACAGAAAUUUAUACUAGAUUUAAAGACUCAAAUCCUACAAAGCGGCCGUAUAUUCCUAAACUAAAACCUUCAAAAAAAUUAUCGUCUACUGUAAACUACAUCAACAAUGAAAUACUUCCAAAACUACUGAAAUCUGACUUAGACUUUAACACAAUACAGACAUUAAUAUACAGUGCUGCCUUCACCUCCGCUAAGUUUAUUGGUGCUAGAAUUAUAGAAGAUAAAGUAACAUGUAGUAAACAACAGAGAAUCCCAUGGUGGCAAAGAAGACUAGAAGGCAGAAUUAAAGAUCUGAGAGCAAACAUAGGUAGACUUAACGAAUAUGUUAAAGGCGUUCGGUCUCCAAACUUAGACAAACAUAUAACUAGGAUUAAACAAACAUACAAAAUACAUUCCCAACAUGAAUCCGAAAACACCGAUAUUACACACUUUCUAGACACCCUGAAACAAAAACUUAUUACCCUAGCAAAUCGAUUAAGAAGAUAUAAGGAGACAACAAUUAGAAAAACUCAAAAUAAACAGUUCUGUAAUAAUGAAAAACUAUUUUAUAGAAAACUUUCACAACCCAAUAAUUCCCACGACAAUAACUGUAUUCCGCCAGCAUCUGAAUCACUACAAACAUAUUGGUCAAAUAUCUGGUCUCAACCUAUUGAACACCGACAUAACCAGUGGAUUGACGAAGAUAAAGAAAUAUUGAACCAUGUCCCAGAUAUGGAAUUUGAACAAAUUCAGAUAGAUCUUUUAAAAAGUGUCAUAGAGCGAUCCCACAAUUGGAAAGCCACAGGUACAGAUAAUAUACACAAUUUCUGGUACAAAAAACUCACGUGUACGCAUGAACUGUUACUUAAACAUAUCAACACAUUCAUUCAAUCACCCGAUUUACUGCCAUAUUACAUCACACAAGGUCUAACAUAUAUGCUACCAAAAGAUCUAUCAGAUUCUGAAAACCCCUCCAAAUAUCGCCCCAUCACUUGCUUACAGAAUAUAUAUAAAAUAAUUACUGCAUGCUUAAGUGAGUCUAUCUAUAAACACAUACAUGAGCACAACAUUAUGGCAGAAGAACAGAAAGGAUGUCGCAAAAACAGCCAGGGCUGUAAAGAGCAAUUAACCAUCGAUUCAGUAGCAUCAAUACAAGCACUCAGACAAAAACGUAGCAUCUAUACCAUGUACAUCGACUAUAAAAAAGCUUUCGAUUCCGUACCACACUCAUGGCUGAUAUACAUUUUAAAACAUUACAAAAUCAAUCACACAAUUAUUCACUUUUUAGAAAAUAUUAUGCGUAAUUGGAACACUAAACUAAAAAUACACAAUUCUCAAAAAACUACCGAAACUGAUGUCAUCUCAAUUAAAAGAGGUAUUUUCCAGGGAGACUCAUUGAGUCCCUUAUGGUUCUGCCUAGCUCUUAACCCACUCUCACAUAUGCUAAAUAGACAAUGUAUAGGAUUCGAAAUUAAACACAACACCCAACAUACAACUCUUUCUCACCUCAUGUAUAUGGAUGAUAUAAAACUCUUUGCAGGCACAUCAGAUGAUAUCCAUACACUUGCCACCAUCACACAGAACUUCUCAAAUGAUAUUUGCAUGGAAUUUGGUAUAAACAAAUGCAAAAUUCAAUCUAUCAACAAAGGUGUCGUAGAACAGGCUCCAUACGAACUACCAAGUCACGAAAUAAUAGAUACAGUAGACCCUGUGGAAGGAUAUAAAUAUUUAGGUUAUACUCAGUCACAAGAAAUCCACCAUAAAGAAAUCAAAAAGUUACUUCAACAAAGUUUUAAGAGCAGACUUCAUAAGAUACUUCAUACCCAACUCAACGCAAGGAAUACUAUUAAGGCUAUUAACACGUUUGCCAUACCCAUAUUAACGUACUCUUUUGGAAUCAUUCGAUGGAACCAAACCGAACUCGCAACACUUCAAAGAAUUAUCAACACCACAAUGACUAAGCACAGGAAGCACCACCCUAGAUCAUGUAUACAAAGAUUAACCUUACCUAAAUGUGAAGGAGGAAGAGGUCUCAUCGACAUCAAGAAUCUUCAUAAUAAACAGCUCAUACUGCUCCGAACUUUCUUUCACAAGCGCUCUAAUCAAUCACCUUUACACAACGCCAUUUGCCAAGCCGACUCAUUCACACCACUCACACUUGCAGACCAUACUAAACAAAUUAAUAUAACCACCAAACAACAGAAAAUAGACGUUUGGACGACAAAAUCCCUUCACGGCCGGCAUCGUCUUGAUCUAACCAACCCCGUCGUCGAUAAAAUUGCAUCAAACGCAUGGUUGAAACGAGGUGAACUGUUUCCCGAAACAGAAGGAUUUAUGCUGGCUAUCCAAGACCAGGUAAUUGACACAAAAAAUUAUAGAAAAUACAUCAUACGUGAUAGUACUAGUAGCGAUCACUGCCGACACUGUCAUAAACAACCUGAAACAAUCCAGCACAUAACAGGCGCAUGCUCAUCCAUCACACAAACUGACUAUAAACACAGACACGACCAGGUAGCAGCUAUAGUACACCAGACACUUGCAUAUAAACACAAACUCAUUACAGAAAAAACACCAUACUAUAAAUACACCCCACAAAUCAUUUUAGACUCACCGGACUUCAAGAUGUAUUGGGACAGAACAAUACUGACCGAUAAAACUGUACACCAUAAUCGACCAGACAUAACACUUCACGAUAAGAAAAAUAAAACUAUAUAUUUAAUAGACAUAGCAAUCCCGAACACACAUAAUCUUAGUUCCACCCACACAAAUAAACUAUCAAAAUAUACAGAUUUAUCAAUAGAACUCAAAACCCAGUGGCAGGUACACACCGUUAAAACUAUCCCUAUUAUUAUUUCUAGUACAGGCGUCAUUCCCAAAACUCUACACACCAGUCUGAAAACUCUUAACUUACACCCUCUCACAUACGCUCUGCUACAGAAAGCAGUCAUUCUAAAUACCUGCAGGAUUGUAAGGAAAUUCCUAUCUAUAGACUGA
Messenger RNA from Colias croceus (clouded yellow), 4059 nucleotides. RefSeq lists its product as uncharacterized. Bases 1 to 4059 code for a protein of 1352 amino acids. The transcript has a single exon. The record is from RefSeq and is a predicted model, not a curated record. Lineage: Eukaryota; Metazoa; Arthropoda; Insecta; Lepidoptera; Pieridae.